Molecule: messenger RNA, 2558 nt
Organism: Heteronotia binoei (common prickly gecko)
Lineage: Eukaryota; Metazoa; Chordata; Lepidosauria; Squamata; Gekkonidae
Gene: CLEC3B
Product: C-type lectin domain family 3 member B
Exons: 3
Coding region: 177-779 (200 amino acids)
Biological process (GO): ossification; bone mineralization
Source: RefSeq, a predicted model, not a curated record
GAUCUCCUCCAACAAUCUGUAAAAUAACCUCCAGUCACAGGAAUGCAAGGGAAGAAUCUGGAAUGGUUUUGUGGCCAGACAUUUUUGGUUAAAGCCCAUGUUCAGAAGACUGGUCCAGGGCAGACCAAAUCGGCUUUUGUUCUGCUCACUUGUUGGAGAGCAGCAGUAGCAGCAGAAUGGUAUUUCGAGCAGCCUGCCUGAUUGUGUGCCUUUUGAGUGUGGCCCAGAUAACAACCCAGCAGAAUGUCAAAUUCAAGAAGAAGCCAGAGAACAAGAAAGAUGUGGUGACCCUCAAAAUGAUUGAAGAGCUGAAGGAGCAGCUAGACAUCCUCUCCCAGGAGGUGACUCUUCUCAAAGAAAAACAGGCACUUCAGACUGUUUGUCUGAAAGGCACUAAGGUCAAUCUAAAGUGCUUCCUGCUUUUCCCCGAUGCAAAGACCUACCAUGAGGCCAGUGAAGACUGCAUCUCUCAAGGUGGCACCCUCAGUACCCCGCAGACAGGAGAUGAAAACGAUGCCCUCUACGAGUACAUGAGGAAGAGCAUUGGGUCCGAAAUGGACAUCUGGCUGGGUGUUAAUGACAUGGCCAUUGAAGGCAGAUGGGUGGACAUGACGGGCAACAGCAUUGCCUACAAGAACUGGGAGACUGAGAUCACCACCCAGCCUGACGGCGGGAAGCUGGAAAACUGUGCGGCCUUAUCAGGGGUUGCCAUUGGCAAGUGGUUUGACAAGAGGUGCCGAGACAAGUUGACUUACGUGUGUCAGUUCAUGAUUGUUUAAGAGGAAGGCUCAUGGUGGGGGAAGAGAAGAUCACAGCAUUCCAUGUAGGAUCUGGAACCCCUGCAAAGAGUUUGUAGAUAUAGAUUAUAUAGAUAAUUUUUGCAGCAGAUAAAGUCAUGACUUUUGUAAUGAAGUAGAAUGAACUGGGCUGAAGCUGUAUCUUAACCUGCCAGGGUUGAUCUGGUAGCAGCUGCGCUGUUGUUCUUGAGAAGGCAGGAGUCAUUGACAUAUAUUUUUUUACAACUGAAACUUCAUUGGCCCAGAUCCUAUGGCCCCCUUCCCCCAGGUGCAGAACUUUGCUCCACUAAAGAGGUUCCUCACUUAUCAGAAGGGAACUGUGGGACCUGAGCAACAAACUUGGCCAUAUAAUACCAUGUUACAAUACUUAAGAGUCAUUAGUUUGUUGUUCUCUGUAUCUUUUCCUGCAGCCCCAUAUUACUUCUUGCAUAGCUUCUGCUAAUUCCAUUAGACUGAAGGAUGUGUGUACUUAUGUUUAACGGUAACUCCUUUGCAUAUUAGGCAACACACACCCUGAUGUAGCCAAGCCUCCUGGAGCUUACAGUGGACCCCAUACUAAGAGCCCUGUAAGCUCCAGGAGGAUUGGCUACAUCAGGGAUGUGGGGCCUAAUAUGCAAAGGAGUUCCUGUUACUAAAAAAAAGUCCUCAUAAAUUUGUUAACCCACAUCCACUUAACUAGAAUACUGCCUACCCUAAACCACCUCCCUACACCACUAGAAUCACUUACACAAAGCCUAAUUUAUUGUCCUGGGCAAUGGAGACAUAAUGAAGGGAAACCAGAGAAGAACUUAUUAGAGAUUAGAGAGAAUGUUUUGUGUACAAAUAAAACCAAAAACAGCUUUGGCAUAUGCUGGACAAGGCUCCCAUGUUUCUGAGUACAUCUGGGUGAUAACAUAAAGCAGACAUUUGGGAAGGAAAGAAAAGGUGAGUCAGGGAAAGGGCGACCAGGAGUAACAUGUUGUUAUUGCAUUAAAAAAAAAAAGGACUUCCCCAGCUCCAACCUGUGUAACAUCAUCCCAAAUAAACUGAAGUGGUAUUAGAGGGGAAGGAAAUGUGUGUUUCUGCAGCAGUGCCUUCCCUCUGCCGCAAUCACAGUGCCCCUGCUGUGUCUCCUGAGUGAACUGAGCUGCCUAGUUCAAAUUUUAUCCCUCUAGCAUUUGCUGCUUAUUUGUACACAUGGAUCUCUUCCAUACACCACGGUGGGAAGCCUCCCUCCAUUCAAAAGAAAGUGCAUGCAGAUAGAUCUCCUUUGUUUAAAUGAGGAGAGGAAGAUGUAUACAUGGUUAAGAGACUGCUGAAUGGGAGCAAGUGUUCUUCUAAAAAUCACUGUAGAAACAUUUUGUCUAGUUUCACAAACCAUGUGCAAGAAUUCCUAGAUCGGGGUGGACAGACUGCAGCUUGGGACUGACAUGUGGCUCUUUCACACAUAUUGUGUGGCUCUCAAAGCCCCCUCCACCCUGUCAGCAGCUUGGAGAAUGCAUUCAAAGUUAAAGCUGCUUUCUUUCUACCUCUCUCUUCCUCCCCCUCCCCCCAUCUAUUUGCCUGCCUGCCUGCCUGCCUUCAUGUCAUCUAGCUCUCGGACAUCUGACAUUCAUGUAUUGCAUCUCUUAAACACUUGAUGUUUAUUCUAUGUGGCUCGUACGUUAAGCAAGUCUGGACACCCCUGUUCUAUGGUACAAUAAUCUGAGAGUGCUUAUGCCUAAAACCUAUCUCUACCAUACUUUAUGUCAAAAUUUACCAUAGAAUAAAGAAAUAAUGGCU